This is a messenger RNA of Strigops habroptila (Kakapo), 4265 nucleotides long. RefSeq names its product LON peptidase N-terminal domain and RING finger protein 1-like. Bases 214 to 2094 code for a protein of 626 amino acids. The transcript is spliced from 12 exons. NCBI's taxonomy places the organism in Eukaryota, Metazoa, Chordata, Aves, Psittaciformes, Psittacidae. Gene Ontology annotation, molecular function: protein binding. The record is from RefSeq and is a predicted model, not a curated record.
CCCGGGGGGGACCUGCCCCGGCGGGCCGCGCCGUGUCGUGCCGCGCCGGGCCCCGCAGCCCUCCGCCGGGCCGGACGGGGCGGGAGCCCAGGGGAGGAUGGGCUGAGCGGGGCGGAGCGGAGCGGAGCGGGUCAAUACGCGGGGACCCGGCGACGGUUGGGGUGUACGGGCACCGCUCGCCAUUGGGGCAGCUCCCCCUCUUCGGCUGCAGCGAUGAGCCGCGGCACCCCCAGCCCGUCCGCCCCGCCCCGGGGGUGCAGCCCCGCACGGCAGCCGCUCGGCCCCGGGAGCCCCGGGAGCCGGGGCAUGGACGUGCUGCGCUGCCCGUCCUGCCUCCUCCUGCUGUGGGAGCCGGUGACCGUGUCCUGCGGGCACACUGUCUGCAAGGGCUGCCUCGGGGGGCCCCGCUGCCCACUGUGCCAGGAGAGGCUGAAGCUGCUGGGCGUCGGGGCGGCGAGGAGCAGCGUGGUGCUCUGCGGCCUCCUGGAGAAGUGUGUGCCCCGGGAGAGCCGGCUGGCCGGGCUGGUGGCCCGCGUCCGGGACCGCUUCACGCGUGGGGAUGUAAAGGAAGCGCUGAGGAUGGCGCAGAGAGGGCUCGAGCUGGCCCCAGAUGCCACCUCCCUGCGGCUGUGCCGAGCAGAGGCAUUCGCAGCACUGGGGCAGCACCAACAAGCACUGGAGGACCUGGACACUGUGUGCAGGGCUGAGCCUGGACAGCACGAGGGUUUCUUUAGGAAAGGGAAGGUGCUUCUGAAGAUGGGACAAAGAACUGAAGCCUUGCUGGUGUUGGAACACUGCCUGACACUCAAUCCCAAUUUCCACCCUGCUCAGAAAGAGAUGGAGAAGAUCCUCAUGCAAGAGGAUGCUCCCCAGGCAUCCCCAUGCACGGCUGCUGCACACCCAGGUGAUACUCAUCAGGGCUCAACUGGUCCCCAGGUUGAUGGGGGGAGCCCUGUGCUCCCAUCUUCUGCACAAGCUCAGGAUCAGGAGGGAGAGCCAACGGAUGGAAGAGGGGACGCUGGGUCUGAGCACAGCCAGGGGACAGCCACCCUUUCCCAGCGGGGGCAACAAGAAGAACCGGAGACUUCAGCAGAGACGCAAGGCCGGUGGCUGGUAGAUAACGAAGAGGAAACAGCAGCAGCAAAGUGUACCCAGCUAUGCUGGGAGCUGCUGAGUGUAUCUGAUGUGGAGUGCUCCCUCUGCAUACGGAUGUUCUUCGAGCCGGUGACAACGCCGUGUGGGCACACCUUCUGCAAGGAGUGCCUUGAGCGCUGCCUGGACCACCGGCCCAACUGCCCCCUCUGCAAACAGAGCCUGAGAGAGUACCUGAAGGCUGGAAGCUACAGCCCCACUGUGCUGCUGCAGGACAUCAUACUGGCCACCUUCCCCUCAGAGCUGGCCGAGCGCCGGGACCUUCACCGGGCUGAGAUGGCAGAGCUCUCCAACCUGACCAAGAACAUCCCCAUCUUCGUGUGCACGAUGUCCUUUCCAGGCAUCCCCUGCCCUCUGCACGUCUUCGAGCCUCGCUACCGCCUCAUGAUCCGGCGGUGCCAGGAGACCGGCACGAGGAGAUUCGGCAUGUGUAUAUAUGAGCAUGGGAAAAGUUUUGCUGACUAUGGCUGCAUGCUGGAGAUACGGCAGAUCGAGCUGCUGGCGGAUGGGAGGUCCUUGGUGGACACCAUUGGACGGCGGCGGUUCCGGGUGCUGAGCCGCGGGCACAGGGACGGCUACAACACUGCCGACAUCGAGUACCUGGAGGACAGGAAGGUGGCUGGGGAGGAGCUGCAGGAGCUGCAAUGCCUGCAUGAAAGCACCUACUGCUUGGCUCGGCAGUUCUGUGAGCACCAAGACCUUGCCUCCAGGCACAUUUUGAUGCAGCAUGGACCGCUGCCGGAGAAGGAGGAGGAUAUCCAGGCUUCAGCAGACGGCCCAACGUGGUGCUGGUGGCUCAUCUCCAUCCUGCCUCUUGACCCGUCCUACCAACUGAACCUCUUCUCCACCACGUCACUGCGCACCCGCCUUACGCAGCUGCAGCGCAUCCUGGCCACGAUGCUGCAGCAGCCCCCCGAGCGCAGCCCCCGGGGCCGUGUCUGAGCCCCCCGGCUCCGGGAGAGCGCCCCAAGGGUUUCUUUGUGUGUUGGGUUUAAGUGUGGUUUGAGCCCCUCCAAAAGUGACCUCAGUGAUGAGCUGGGCACCCUCUGCCUGGCUCGGUGGGGCUGGUGCUGCACCAGCAGUGAUGCUGCACCAGCAGUGAUGCUGCACCGUCCGUGCUGCCUCCAGGAGCUGCUUAGUGACACGGCCGGGCCGUGCUGCCGAAGUGGGGACUGGGAUGGAAAGAUGGGUUGUGGCUCAGGAGCUAAAAUCUCUUCUUGAGCUGCUUCGGUACUAAGGAGGAUUCUCCUUAGGCAGAGGACUGAGUGACAGGGUCGCCUCAGUAUUGGCUCUUCUUUGAAGGACAACAUAGAGGUUUCUGAUAGCUGGUCCGGCUCCGUGUUGCAGGUUUAGAGGCUUGGGAGAGGUGGCACCAGGAGGCAGAGAAGUCCUGACUGCUUUGUCCUGCCACUGCUUACGACUUUGACUUAAUUUCUAUUUGAACAAGAAGAAAGCUUAAAUUAAACCAUCUGAAUCUCAUGGCCCUGCUCCUAACCACCUCCAUGGCACAUAGCAAGUAGAUGCUGCUUUCCAAAUUCACCUGGGUCUGGACAUUCCCUUCCCACCGCUCUGCUUGGUGCUCUGCUGUGUUUGCUGUGCCAAGUUUGCUGGCCCUGGAGCUCUGCCGGAGGCUCCUGGCCACUUCUCUCACUGCCAGCUCCACUGUUGUGAAGUGCUAUGGGAAGGGGGAUAAUUUGGCAGCAUUGGUGCUUUUUCUCCUGUCCAAAGCCUGGCUGGGUUCAGGUUCCAGAUUUGGACCUGUGGGCUGGAAGAAGCCAAUGAGAUGAGGGAGUUAAGCCUGGCAGUGAUUUUGUGAGACUUUCUGCUCCUUGACUAUUGCAGUUUUCCUGUGUUCAAUGUUUCUUGUGAACUUUCUGCCUCCUCAGGAGAAAAUCAGGAUCCAAGCUGAGGCCAAAUCCUUGCACUUGGGACCCAGAACAGUUCAGGAUCCUCCAAAAGAGCACAGAAUGAAGUUAAAGGGAACUGAACCUUUGGAGAAGCAGGGAGAGGGUAGGACCAGUGACUGAGGCUGAGCUCCUUGUCAGGAGAGCAAGUGCCUAUCUGCAAGUGCCUGCAUGCUGCUUGUCUCUGACUACAGGGAAGAUUAUCCCCCAGGACAGACCAGGCUUUCCUCCAUGGAAAUCCUGAAGGUUUGGGAUUUUUGUCUCUCAUUCAUAAUUUCAGCGGUUUUGGGUUGAAUUUUAGGAAUGACAUCCACUUGGUCAUUGGAUGAACAUCAGUUCCAGAAUUCUAUCCCUGCUUUUCUCAAAGGUUCCACACCCCAUGUGGGGGCUCAGUGGGUUGUUGGACCUGUGUGUGGGAGAGAAAAUCAGGCUGUGAGUACAGUGCUCCUUAUUGCACAUGUUGCUGGGCUGAGCAUGGGACAGGAGGCUCUAGACACAGCUCCGGAGGUCCCUGCCCAGUGCCAUCACCUUUCCAUGUCCUUGCUGUCUCCAGGAAUGAGAGGUCUCAUUCCCUUCUUUCCAGCAAAGUGCCUCCCCAGAGCAACAGUUGGCGACGUGAGUGCUUGCUCCUCAGGGACCACAGUGAGCACAAGGGUGCAGCUGAGGGUGAUUGAAAGCUGAUUUGCUCCUCUACCUUUAAGCCAUGUCAUCCCCCACUUUGCUGCUGUCUCCGGGGCACCAUGAUUCCCCAAAGAGACUGUAUCUCCAGGAUGUUGGAUGGAGACCGGCAUGGAGGGAUGCCUUGAAAUCCUGGGCAGGUACAUGCAGGUAGCAGGAUGCCAUUGUCAUUCAGAAAGUGCCUUUCUAUUCUGUGGGGUUGAUGUGAGCUCACCCAGUGGCUGCCUUGCCCCAAGCACCUCACCUACCUUUUCCCCAUGUGUGGGAGCUCCCUGGGCUUCUGUGGGUCCCUUCAGCAAGGGGGUGGCUUUAGGGGUGCAGGGGGGAAGUGUGGGUCUGCACCAUGUCCACACUAGAGAGGAGCUGGGGACCAGAGCCACAUCUGCCUGUGAAGAUGGGAAGGGACUCGUGCGAAUCACUGCGGUUUGCUUGCAGCGCCUUUGGGGUUUGUAUUAGUAUCUUUGUUCUUUGAAUUAAAUCUUCUUCCUGGUCACUGAAAUAAAGACUUUUUCUUUUUUUGGUGCUGGUGGU